GGAAAUGUUUGCUGCACUGCGCCACCUACCUAGUAAGUACGUUUAUAUACCUGUUUAUACCUUUAUACGAAACGUCAUAACAACAUGGCGGGUAUCUUUAAAACUCUGUUGAGAACAACUUCUUCGUUUUCGCGAGUGUUUCUUAGCUGUUCCUAUAGCAGUGGAUCAUCAAGCAAAGCAUGGAGUAUUGGACGUCUCAACCAUGUUGCAAUAGCUGUACCCAACUUAGAUAAAGCAACAAGUCUAUACAGAGACAUCCUGGGUGCAAAGGUCAGCGAUGCUUUGCCAUUACCAGAGCAUGGUGUCACAACAGUGUUUGUGGAGCUGGGCAACACAAAACUAGAAUUACUCCACCCACUUGGUGAGAGUAGUCCGAUUCAAGGAUUUCUAAAUAAGAAACCUGAUGGUGGAAUGCACCAUAUAUGUAUUGAGGGUGGGAUGACUGUUGAAGGGGCGCAAGAUCUUUUUGGGGGAGUGCGUGCAAUUCAAACUAAAUCAAAUGAUGCAUUUAAGGUUGUGGGCUUGUGCUGCAGUAGUUCAUCAUACAUUUUAAAAUGGUAUCAACAAUAG
Anneissia japonica is the source of this 570-nucleotide messenger RNA. Its product is annotated as methylmalonyl-CoA epimerase, mitochondrial-like. Lineage: Eukaryota; Metazoa; Echinodermata; Crinoidea; Comatulida; Comatulidae. The transcript has 6 exons. Bases 85 to 570 code for a protein of 161 amino acids. Gene Ontology annotation, molecular function: methylmalonyl-CoA epimerase activity. Gene Ontology annotation, biological process: L-methylmalonyl-CoA metabolic process. Gene Ontology annotation, cellular component: mitochondrion. The record is from RefSeq and is a predicted model, not a curated record.